CCGCCGGGCUGCAGCGGCGGCCGGAGCCCGGGAAGAUGGUGUCCUGGAUCAUCUCCAGGGCCGUGGUGUUGGUCUUUGGAAUGCUGUAUCCUGCCUAUUAUUCAUAUAAAGCUGUGAAGACAAAAAAUGUGAAGGAAUAUGUUAGAUGGAUGAUGUACUGGAUUGUUUUUGCUCUUUAUACUGUGAUCGAAACAUUGGCAGACCUUACAGUUGCUUGGUUUCCACUCUAUUAUGAACUUAAGAUCGCCUUUGUUGUUUGGCUUCUGUCUCCAUACACAAGAGGGGCAAGUUUAAUAUAUAGGAAAUUUCUUCAUCCACUUCUUUCAUCAAAGGAAAGGGAGAUUGAUGAUUAUAUUGUCCAAGCCAAAGAACGAGGAUAUGAGACUAUGGUGAACUUUGGACGGCAGAGUUUAAAUUUAGCAGCUACUGCUGCAGUGACUGCAGCAGUAAAGAGCCAAGGAGCAAUAACUGAACGUUUGAGAAGUUUCAGUAUGCAUGAUUUAACAGCUAUCCAGGGAGAUGAGCCUGUGGGACAGAGACCAUAUCAAACUUUACCUGAAGUAAAAAAGAAAGCUAAGGCAUCCACCAGUGAAUCAGUGGGUUAUGGAGAUGUGAAAACAGAUGAAGAAGUGGAUGGAUCCUAUUCAGAUGAGGAGAUGAUAGCAUCCAGAGGUCUCCGAAGAUCCCAAAGCAUGAAAUCUGUGAAAACCAUUAGAGGCCGUAAAGAGGUGCGAUAUGGAUCACUUAAAUACAAAGUGAAGAAGAGACCUCAAGUGUAUUUUUAGGUGACCAACAUCUAUCUCAAGACAAGCUGCUGUAAUAACCUGAUUUCAGCACAUCAUAUGUUCAGGACUUGUACAUUUAAAAAUAAUUCCCUAAAAGCAUUUUAGUAAUUGGUUUUCUUUGAUCAGUUUAAAUAGAGGGGUAGUUUUGGGGGGGAGGGAGGGAUUAUAUAAUUGCUUAGAAUAUUCAACUGACUGUUAAAGCUGGUUAUGCUAUACUUAGUCUUUGUUUAUUAAACUUUGAAGACUUAAUAGUGAAUGGUAUAAAAUAGCGUACCCAAUUUUUAAUGAACUUUGCAAAAGAAAACCCACAGUAUACUUGAAUAUAUUUUGUUCUGGAUCCAGAUACCUGAAAACCUUUAAGAUGUUAUAAUUAUGUAUCUCUAGCUAUUUUUCCUAUAAAUUAUAAAAUGCGUAGUGGAAGGGACCAGUCUCUUCUGAAUCGCAAACUGGUUUGGAUAAUUUGUUUUAUUUGUUCUUUAAAAAUUGUGUAUAAGUUUCCCUGCUCAUUUUCAUCAUCUAAAAUUUUUAAAUAUUACUAUUUGAAAACCAGGUAUACACACAGCACUUUUAUAGCUGUACAGAUUUGCACAUUUGAAAUUGUUUACUUAUUUACAAGUGUACAUUUAAAAAUUGUACUUGUGUGUCACAUUUGGGCAUGUCAAACUUUAUAUCGUACUGCUAAUCUUAUUUUUUUGGUUUUUCUUUUCUACAUAUUAUUUUGGUUUUUUGAACAUAUAGAAAAUACUUGACCAUGUAAAAAUGAUUUGAUCAUUUGUUCCCUCUGAGGUUCAUGUUCACGUCAGGCUUUUUAAAGUAUGUGUGUUUUGGGUUUGUUUUUUUCAAUUAAGCAUUUUGUGUCCAAAAAUCUUUUUUCUGCUUUCAGGUCUGAGUUGUAUUUGAAAAUUGAGAGUAUUCCUUUGAGAACUGUUUGAGUUUAGUUCAUUCUUUUCACCUUUAAAGCUUUAAAGUUCAGCUUGUAUGGCCAGAGUCAAUUAAGUGUUUCCAUUUUAUGAAAUGUUCCAUAAAUGUUUGACCUGAAUGUUUGCUAAUGAUUUAUGAAUCUGGCAUUGACCAAAUCCAAUUUGUUGAAUCAUUCUUCUACAGGCCAUAUUCCCUGUUGCGAAUGAGGACAUUCCAAUGGGACAUAUGUAUUAAGAAGAAGAGAGCUGUUGAUGGUUUUCUUGUGGUUUCUUUCUGGCAUUUUUAAUCAUCCUAAAGAGAAAUACUUUUAUGUGGACUUUGAUCUUUGGGCAUUUUUUCGCUGAAUCAUUGGAAUUUGCUUCUAAGUAUUAAUGUACAACCCAAAUCUAAGAGCUAAAGGAAAGUCUCAAUUAGUCAAUCAAUAAAUAAAUACCAUUGAUUGAUUGAGGCUUUUCUUUAGCUCUUACUAUUGGGCUGUACAAUUAACAGUGAGAAUCAAAGUUUUUAACAUAAGAAAAUAUAUGUUUUAGUAGGUCUUUCAUUUAGAGAAUUUGUGACAAUUUGAUUAAGAAUCAGAUCUGACUUAGGCCACAAGUGUAACUAUACUUGCUCAAACGAUUUUCUGAGGUAUUUUUUAAACUUAUUUUUCGGCGAUUCACUCCAUGGCCCUUAUAUUCCUUAUGGAAUGAGACCAACUAGUGUUUUGCGAACUUUCUUUAGGUGGUGACUUUUGGAGUUGAGGUUAUGAAUUUUAUUUCCAGACCAUUUAACUUAGCAACGUCCACAAUAUCGCAUUCCUUUGACACUCUUUCUGAAUCCAUAAUGGAUCCUCAUAAUUUGAGGAAAUGUUAAUGUUAAGGAGGAAGCAUUGUAAAUAAUGGCAUUCCCUAUUUGGUACAUAAACUAAAAUAUAUUCAGCAUUAGGUUAGAUCUGUAUUCUACUAUUGCUUAAUGAUUAUUUCUAGCCUUUUUAUUUCUGAUAUCCCAUUAUAGUCUUUUAUUUCUGUUUUAUACUCAAUGUUAGCAAAUUUAAUUAUAAAUUAUAGGGUAAGAGUACUGUUAAUAUUUUUAGAAAAAUAGGAUUACUAACCCAGCUUUAUAAAAUGGUAGGUUUUUCUUUGUAUACAGAGGACAUUUGCUUCUAGUUUUAUAGGCACAGAAGCAGGCCCCUUUAAACAGUGAAACUUCAGUUUGUCUAAAGUUCCUUUAAUGUGGAUGAUUUCACAACCUGAACAGAAACUGCAGGAGGCCACUUUACAACUUCUUUAAGGUUUGUUUCAGAAAAUAAAUCAGUUGUUUCAGCACAGUAAAAUCAGGGAUACUAUUUCAUCUCUGCUGGGACCUUUUUCCAAUUUUAAAACCUAAAUUAUUUCUCAAGGAAAAACUCCUAAACAGAGAUUAAAAUAUCAGUCUUUUAUAGCAAAUGAGCCAAAUCUAUCCCUAAAUUUUCUCCUUCCCAUCUCCAUUUCCUCCAUAAAUAGCUCUUCUUUUGGAUGUGGCAAGGUUAAUGUCAUUUCCUUGGUGCUCUUAUUUUUCAGACUAUUCCUUCUCCUUGGUUCAUUGCUUCAUUUUUUUUUUAAACUGCUUUUUUCUUAACUCUUAUUUAAUCAUUUUUAGUACUGACAGGAAAAAAAAGAACUUAAUUUGGAUUACUGUCACUAUUUUUCCAGGGACUCUCUGCGGUGAAUUUUUUAGUUAUAUAUAUUUGUUCAUUUUUCUCUGUGUGCUAGAGAAUUGUUCUGUGUGUUACUGAACUGCUAAUUGCAUUCCUCUGCAACUACAGUUUGUUGGCUUUUGGCUGUCAGAUUGAAAGGAGGCAAUUCCCCAACAAAAGCAUAAUGAUUCUUUUUCUGACAGCAUGGAUUGGAUGAGCUUUGGCUUCUUGGCUUCUGUUGGUACUACCUUUGUACUACAGUAGAACUUUUUCACUUCUCUUUACUGGUCAUUCCUUCAAAAAGUGAUCCAGGGAUGGAAUCUGAUUGCUGUGGGUCUGUAUAAUUAAAAUGCUCAGCACUUCAAUAGAUGCAGUAGAUUUUGUGUCAUUAGAAUCGGACACCACCUUCAUUAACUCAAGUUCAUGUUGGAAUACAAGGUGCAAACCCAAAAAGGGUUUUUCAGAGAACUCACAAUCCUUGGAUCCUGCAAAAUUACAGUAUUAUUAAUUAACCUGCAAAUUUAUUAAAAUACCCAUGAGCUGAAAUAAGUUCUGUUUUUCCACAGUAAGUCUACUUUUGAGAAACGUUUUAAUUUUCUCUUAGAUUUCUCUGCCUUAAGUGUUAGAACUGGUGACCUAUUUUAUUUUAUUUUUUUCUUAUCUCUUCUGAUAGAACUAUAUCUUCAUAGGAUAAGCAGAGUUUAGAACAUAGUGAGUUCCAAUAUUGUCUUUUGACUCAUUCAUUUAUAAAAUAGUGAGACAAAUGUAGAAAAAUAUAUCUGUGGCAUGGAUUUAUAGUUUUGAUUAAGCAUGUUAUAGACACUAAAGUCUUUAAAAAUGCUUGUACAGUUCAUUUUAAAAUUGCAAUACUUUUAACCUUUUCCAAAUCUGGUAUUAAAAAUUAUUACAAGUAUCCAGAGUUUGUAUGUGGGCUAAAAUGAAACUGUGGUAAACUUUAACAUUUUAUGUUCUAAUUUAUGUAAAAAAGCUUUUUGCAUUUUGUCAACUCUUUUGAUAUUCCUUUAUUAGUGAUAUUUUUAAGCCCAUUGCAGUGGCUAUUUUACUACCAUUAGGUAUAAUUUUUGAAAACUUUAAUGUAAAAUAAACUUCAGGUUAUUAGGCAAUAAAUCUUUGUAUUAUUUCUCAAACAAA
Messenger RNA from Tachyglossus aculeatus (Australian echidna), 4512 nucleotides. RefSeq names its product receptor accessory protein 3 (gene REEP3). Lineage: Eukaryota; Metazoa; Chordata; Mammalia; Monotremata; Tachyglossidae. Bases 36 to 785 code for a protein of 249 amino acids. The transcript has 8 exons. Gene Ontology annotation, molecular function: microtubule binding. The record is from RefSeq and is a predicted model, not a curated record. Gene Ontology annotation, biological process: endoplasmic reticulum tubular network organization. Gene Ontology annotation, cellular component: endoplasmic reticulum membrane; endoplasmic reticulum tubular network; cytoplasmic microtubule.